UCAGAGAGAGGAAGAGAAGGAGAGGGAACUCUUCUUGCUUGCGGCAGCUUCAACCAGCAUUUUUCUUCUUAAAGUCAAUCUAAGAUGCACUUUGGGUCAGGUGGACAGUCACUUUGGAUACCGCUGCUCAUUUUCUUAACGCUAUGGGAAGGGCUGCGGGCGUCAACGUCUUCUCCCGGUCUGCCGGCGCCGAAACUCACUGUUCAUUCCUGGUCCAAGGACUCAGUGGUCCUGGUCUGUCGGGCCUCAGAAGGCCAACGCGGAAUUUUCUUCUUGCUGUACCGCCAAUCCAGCAAGGUGGACUCAAUGGAGUUAGAGUCUCCUUCAGAGGAGGUUCACUUCACCGUGCAACUCAAGAAGGGACCAGAACCUGAAUUACUUUGCUGUUUGUACAGGAACCGGCAAGGCCUCUAUAGUGCUUACAGUCCAUAUUUACCUAUAGAGCACCCAAGAGGUGUUUCCCCAACAUCAGCCAUCCCCUCCUUGCCUCCUCCAGUCUUAUCGGUGGAUCCCCCAGGUGGCGUGGUUAACCAUGGCACCAUGUUGUCCUUCAGCUGUUCUGCUCCAGGCCUUGUCCAGUCUGGUCACAAACAGACCUCCUUCCUUUUGGUGAGGGGUGGUUCAGGAGAAGAGCCUCAGGCCGUCCAGGGAUCAAACUUGGAAUCCCAACCCGGAGUCUUCAGCAUGGGGCCGAUGAAGCAGGGACAGGACGGCGAGUAUACGUGCUUCUACCAGGUCACUAGUAGAGAGGAAGUGGUUAAUUCAAGUGUCAGCAACGCCGUUCGAAUCAUAUUAAAAGACGAGCUGCCAGUGCCUACCCUCAGCCUCCAGCAACAUGCACAGGUGUGGCACAUGCUCUGCACAGGGUCCCCCGCAUACCCAGGUGCGCUGUUCAACCUGUACCUGCUAGACGGUCAACUUCCUGUCUCCGGUCAUCAUGUACAAGCCACCGGCCAUGAGACCACGUUCCCUGUGCCGGUGCAGGACACACUAGUGGUCUCCUACCAGUGCCAGUACAGCGUCCUCUUGGGAGGGAAGUGGAGUGAUUCUGAACGCAGCCGCCCCCUGGCUAUUUCAAGAGGUCUUCCACCACCAUCAACACCAGAUGUUCCAGGCGUGGACUGGCCUCUUAUUCUGGGCUCUCUCUCUGCUGUGGUGCUCUUCUUAUUCUCAGUGGCACUGGUGGCUUUCGCACUACACAAAAAAGUAAAAGCAGCAGCGGAGGAAAAGAAGAAAAGGCAAGAAGCAAAGUUUUGGACUCAGGUUCAUGGCAAGGACCAUGUGGUUGACCUCACCGUCAGAUGUUCCAGCGUCACCUCCCAGGAAUGGGCCAAUGGGAACUCAACCUCCAGAUCGCCGUUAUGGAACUCCCUCUCCACGUUCUCCGGCCCCGUCCAUUAGAACUCUCACUCUCUUUGGUGUAUUUAUACUUUAUUACAGUAUAUCUAUGUAGCAUCCGCUGCCUUUAGCACAGCAGGACAGGAAAAGCAAUUUUCACAAGUUCCUCUUUCAUGCGACGCGGCACACUUGUACUUAUAAUUAGACCGAAUAAACAGUAUUACUGAAACACAAGCUAUUUGCUUGUGGCAAUUAUUGAUGUUUUAUAUUGUUGGUUUUUUUGGGUUAUUCCUAGUGUUACCUGUGGGGAGGUUCAAACCUGGAGUGGUACUGGCAUUAAAAAAAAUAUUAAUCUUAAUGUUGUAAAACAAGAAAAAAUAAGAGAA
Messenger RNA from Entelurus aequoreus (snake pipefish), 1724 nucleotides. RefSeq lists its product as uncharacterized. The record is from RefSeq and is a predicted model, not a curated record. Bases 85 to 1401 code for a protein of 438 amino acids. The transcript is spliced from 11 exons. NCBI's taxonomy places the organism in Eukaryota, Metazoa, Chordata, Actinopteri, Syngnathiformes, Syngnathidae.